UCAAUUUCAAGACGAAAGAAAUGCACACGAAAUAACAACGCUCGAACGCACCCAACAAAGAUGGCUUUCGUUAGGGGGAGGGAAUACAUGUAAUCAUGGCAGAACCAAGGCUUGGAAUUUUGAGUUCAAAAAUUGAGAAUAUGCAACAAGUAGAUGAAAAUUCUCCACACUUUGGUUUUGGUGUAUCUGACAGCAACAAUCAAGGGAGGAUGCAGUCGCCAAAUGGCAGGGGCAGAAACAUACAAUACCAGGGUACUGGUGAUUAUUCAAGUGAAAAUGUGGAUGCAAAUUUCCACAUGGAUAUGGACAAUCCUCAAAGUAGUGGUUCGGAGAACAUGACACCGGACAUUAUAGGGUCUCCAGAAAUUCAAAUUCACAGUGAGGGAAUGCCAAUGUCGUCUGUCAGUCAAGGCUCUGUACACUCCCCCAGCAAUGAACAUGUGGUACAGCCCAUCAUACAGGUCACAGGUGUCAAUGAUGACACUCAGGUGUACACAGGUGGAGAAGACUCGCCAUCCAAUGCCUCUCCCUGCAUGAUUUGUAAUGAUCGGGGGUCUGGCUACCAUUAUUCUGUUUUCUCUUGUGAAGGAUGUAAGGGAUUCUUCAAACGAAGUGUCCAGAAGAACUUGGUAUACACCUGUAAAAAUGAAGGAAGUUGUGUCAUCAAUAAAUUCACCAGAAAUAAUUGCCAGUACUGUCGCUUUGUGAAAUGCACACAAAUGGGCAUGAAGAGAGAAGCGGUUCGUGAGGACAGAUCCCCUGGAGGGAAACACAGAAACAAGAAGCCCCGAUUGGAUGAAAUCCGUGCCAUGGUAAGCAGUGAUGGGGAGGUGUUAUUUGUUCCGGGGACCCAGGAGUCGAAGCCAACAGAAUCAUUUGAGGAUCCCAUAAUGGAGGGGCUUAUUAAUGCCAGACCAGACCUUAUACCAAGAGUGGACGGAAACAUAUGUUUACAAAGUAUGGGUAUAAAUCAACUGAUGCAGUAUGGUUAUGCUGAACUGAAAUACAUCAUUGACUGGGCCAAGAAGGUGCCUGGUUUCACAGAGUUGCGUCUAGAAGAUCAGAUGGCUUUGUUGAAGUCUUCUUUCAUGGAGCUCAAUGUUCUGAGACUGUCCUACAGAUCAAUGGAAACAGGAAGCUGUAUAAAAUUUGCAGAAGGAUUGAAGGUACCCAUAGAGCUGGCUCAGAAGAUGGGCUGGGGCAAGGAGUUAGUGGCAGCCACGGUGGAAUUUUCGGCCAGACUGAAGGAGCUUAGCAUUGAUAAAGUGGAGUUCUGUAUCUUAAAUGGCAUUGUACUGACUUAUCCAGAUGCUCAGAAUUUGAUGGAUAAACAGAAAGUCAUACUUCUACAGACUCAAAUUUUAGACCGCCUUCGCAAAUAUCACAGCCACAAAUUUCCUGGAAAUGUGAGGCGAUAUGGUAAAAUGUUAUUACGCCUACCAUUCCUACGUACUGUCAGUGCAAAGGCAGCAGAAAGAUUUCUCUCAUUGACUCUGGACGGAACCCUUCAGUUAAAUGAACUGGUACUGGAGAUGAUCAACUAGAUUUGUCCCAUUCUGUCACCCGUUCCCAGCGCGUUUCUUGUGUGCCAUCACAACGAAGCAGGAUUUCAUUGCAGGCAUUUUGUUAUGUGUGCAUGAUAAAAACUUCAUUGUUGUUUUAUAACAUAUUGUUCAUGUCCAACAAAUGUCAUUAAGUACCAGGGUUAUAUUUUGUCAUACAAUCUCAAUGUAUUUCUAACAGAACUGAAUUUUUUUAAAAUUUAUUUUUAGACAAACAUCACAAAGUGAUUAAGGUGAGGAUAGUACUUAUUUAUUACUUCAUAUUUAAUAAUAAUAAAAAGUAAUUUUGUAUCUGUUCUUCUUUUUUUAGCAAAUAAUUCAAGGAAGAUUAAUGUGAGAGAAUUUAAAACAUAUGGCUAUUAAAAUAAUCGUAUAAAAGAAAAUGAAACUUUUAAGAAUUUGUAUCUCGAUUUGAUUGAUGGUGAAGAACAAAUCUGCAAUUCUUUGUCACCUUUAAACUGAAAACUAAUGAUGUAGGAGUAGGACAUUUGCUGGUAGGAUCUCUCAUGAUGUGAGUUGUGAGUUUUCUAUACCCAAGCCUUGGAUAAAAGUUGUAAACCAUCAUAAAUCACGAGAGAUUCUUUUUAUCAUGUUAAAUCCUGUUUUUAUGUUUAAUCACCAUUUUAUAGGAUUUUUGAUACAAAAAAUCUCGAUGUCAUUUCAAUAGAAAUACAUAAAAAUUCAUUGUGAUGUCAUCAGUAUAAUAUUAAAAAUUUAUUACAUGGGUGAUCUCCAUUGCAUAUUUGGCUUAACGUGAUAAAUAAUAAUGCACCACCUAGUUUUCAUGUUAUAAAAGGAAACGAUUGGCAAAUACAUUUGCCUCAGGUCAGCUAUGUACCUAUAAUUUAUCAUUGGGGUAGUCAUUCCAGUGAGGUUAUGUGUUGUGUCAGUAUGAAUAUACAUUGUAUGAAAGAAAUGCUGUCAAUAUCAUAAGUUUAUUAUAUCAUGUGUCAUAUAUUUCAGUCUUGUUAACUGAUUCUGAUUCUCUACACACAUGUAAUGUGGGUUUUUAUUUUAAUUCAAUGUAUUCAUGUAUGUUGUGCAUAUGUGCUGUUCUGAAUUGAAACAUUAUAAUUAUGUACAUAAACACUGAAGUAAAAUGUAAAAUUCAAUUUAUACAGCGUCAUCAUUGGAAACCUAUUGUAGUCCAGUAAAUAAAACAGACUAGGGGUUUCCAUCUAUGGUACAGCAUAUUAUAUGGCAAAAUAAUUGAAAUUCUCUAAAGAAAUUCUUCACUAAGAUUUAUUUUUAUAAAAUUGAUAAUAUAUGGAAGCUGUGCUAAUUAUAGACAUUAAAGAUUGAAUUAAAGGGUCAUCAUGUCAAGCAUGAUGUAAAGAAAUUUAUUUAUCUUUUACAAUUGUAUUAAAGGACAUAGAGUUUCACAGAAGCAAUUACAGAAAAGACAUACAUUUACAGUCAUCAUAUUUUGAUAUGUUCACAAAUAUUGUAUUUUGAGUGGUUUAGCUUAGUGUAUUAAAAUAAAUCUUAUGAGGAAAAUACAAAAUGAUUCUGCAUUUGAUAUCAAUAAAGAUUAUUCUCUAGCUUCAUCCUGAAAUGAUUGCAUCAUACAUCUUCACAUUUAAUCAUGGCUAAUUUUGAUAUGUGAAUUUAUAUUCAAAUGAAAAAUAAAUAAACUUGAAAGAAACA
Messenger RNA from Magallana angulata, 3209 nucleotides. Its product is annotated as retinoic acid receptor RXR-alpha-B-like. The transcript is spliced from 8 exons. Gene Ontology annotation, biological process: regulation of DNA-templated transcription. Lineage: Eukaryota; Metazoa; Mollusca; Bivalvia; Ostreida; Ostreidae. Gene Ontology annotation, molecular function: zinc ion binding; sequence-specific DNA binding; DNA-binding transcription factor activity. The record is from RefSeq and is a predicted model, not a curated record. The coding region runs from base 96 to 1544 and encodes 482 amino acids.